AUGCUCACUCCCAGGUUCACCUGCAGUCAAGAUGACGAUGCUGUCAUAGUAUCAUUGUACGUGCCAUCAAUAAGGGCAACGGAGGUCUCCAUUCUUGUCGAAGGAACAUCAUUCACAAUCAAUGUGAACCCCUACUUCCUGCGAAUCAACUUCCCCUCUCCGGUGGUGGAAGAUGAUGCCUCUUCAGCACUCUAUGAUCCCUCAAGCGGGUACAUGACCGUCAAGUUAGCCAAAGCUGUCAAAGGAGAGCAGUUCCAGGAUUUGGAUAUGCUGGGCAAAUUGAUGGCCCCGAGCACUUCCAGCCCGGCUACGAACAGGAAGCCGAUGAUUGAGGUUCUGGAUGGGGAUGACGAAGAGGCGAAGAAGGCCUGGCUGAUGCAGGAAAGAGAUACGCUUCUCGAUGCGGAGAAGCACAACUGGAAUCUACCACCACCUCUUCCCGAUACUCCAUUCUCAACUUCACUGACGCAUCCGUAUGGCUUCCUCAACCUCCACUCUGGAUACUUUCCCAGAGCUACAGACACAGAAAACGAAGUCAAUACAUAUGGAGAAGAUGCAGAGAGACUCAGUGAGGGCGAACGGUGGGAGAAGAUGCGCGCUCAUGAAGAGGAGAAAUGGGAUCCUGAGCAUUACAUUGCCGAUUUUAUGGACGAUGCAAUGAUCAGGGAGAUCCUUGCACAGGAUGCGCCGUUUUUCGAUCUUUUGCACGAACCCAUAACCUUCACGGACGACGAGAAUUUGAUCAUGAUACAACUCCCCCAGCGAGAAUUCCUUUUGACCCCUGAGUUGAACCGCAACCUCUAUCUCACCAUCGUCCCUAUACUCUUCUCGACUGCCUAUGACGCCUUGACCACUUUCUCUGAGCCGACCUCCCAGUCAGCAUGGACCAUUUCCGUCCUCGCCGCACCGUUCGUCUCCCUAAACAGUCUUCCCGCAAAUUGUACACUGCUGUCAGCCCUCGUCAGCUGCUAUCGUCGCGCCCUCGCCUACCCACUGUACAGGAGCUGGGCGCUGUGCGAGGGUGUGAGGAGGGAGGCGGCCCAGAUUCUCAGGAAGGGCAGGCGGGGCGUUGGAAAACUGCUUUUUUGGACUAGGGCGGUGCUGGAUGCCGGAGGACCGUAUGCAGCAUAUGCGCGGGUAUGGGUUGACGAUUAUCUGAGAUGGGUACAGAUGCAUGCUAGUGACGAAACGUUUCUUUCGCUGGCAGAUGAGCUUUCGGCUCUCCAUAUCUCGAAAGUGGACAUCGGCUGGCCACUUCAAGAACUGGAAGAGGCUGCACAAGAGAUGCAGCAAGGUGACUCCGAUGACGAAAGCGAUCAGCAGGAGCAUAUGCUCCCUGCUCCUCUAUAA
Dacryopinax primogenitus is the source of this 1350-nucleotide messenger RNA. Its product is annotated as SHQ1-domain-containing protein. Bases 1 to 1350 code for a protein of 449 amino acids. Gene Ontology annotation, biological process: box H/ACA snoRNP assembly. The record is from RefSeq and is a predicted model, not a curated record. The transcript is spliced from 6 exons. Gene Ontology annotation, cellular component: cytoplasm; nucleoplasm. Lineage: Eukaryota; Fungi; Basidiomycota; Dacrymycetes; Dacrymycetales; Dacrymycetaceae.